This is a messenger RNA of Lactuca virosa, 420 nucleotides long. NCBI's taxonomy places the organism in Eukaryota, Viridiplantae, Streptophyta, Magnoliopsida, Asterales, Asteraceae. The record is from the annotation of a GenBank genome assembly.
AUGCUCCUCGUCGGCGCUGCAGAAGCUCUCGUCUUCCCUGAUAUCAAGGUUGGUAAAACUUCCAAGAAAUCUAAGAAGUCUAAACAACCUAAGACCGUUCCUGAGCCAAUUGAGAAGGAGGUUGUCCAAUCAGUUCAAGAACCUGUUGCAAAAGAUGUUCAAAAGAAAGUUGUUCCCUCGAAAACAGGUGUUCUUAAACGAACCAAGAAGCCAUCACAUCGACCUCGUCACUCACCAGAACGACCAAUCGAUGAAGAGCUUCCCGUUGGGUCUCUCUCUUCACCAAAGGAGGGUUCUAUUUCGAAGAUCAAGAAAAUUCGAAAACCCCAGCUCAAUCGAAGGGGUGUGAUAAUUCAUGAGGUUCCAGCUCCCGUUUUACCAGGUUCGAAGAAACACAAAGCACAUGCAAUGGUGAUUUAA